This is a messenger RNA of Drosophila grimshawi, 2782 nucleotides long. RefSeq names its product organic cation transporter protein. The transcript is spliced from 8 exons. Lineage: Eukaryota; Metazoa; Arthropoda; Insecta; Diptera; Drosophilidae. Gene Ontology annotation, biological process: transmembrane transport. Gene Ontology annotation, molecular function: transmembrane transporter activity. Bases 780 to 2537 code for a protein of 585 amino acids. The record is from RefSeq and is a predicted model, not a curated record.
GUAAGCGUUUCACGGCGAAAAUUUUGCUGAGUAAAACACAACUCGACGUCACGUAAUCAGUUGGAGAUACCCCAAUCGUAUAUGCACACUCACGCUCACACACACAUACACACACACAAUUUGUAUUCUAAUUUUCGUAUCCGCUUAGAGGGGUUUUAUUCUCGGCACGAGGAAUACUAAGUACAAAUUUAAGUUUGCAUCGUUUUUCAGAUUUAAAACUAACCACAGCUUUAAAUCAAUCAUUUUUUGAAAAGUACAAUGUUUUUUAUGCCCGUAAGCAUAUAUAUUCUUGAUCAGCAUCAAAAGCCGAGUCGAUCUAGCCAUGCUUGUCCGUCUGUAUGAAGAAAGGGCUGUCAGAGACUAGACAGACUUAGAAUUUUGAAUAUAAUUUAUCGAUAACAUAUAGCUAAUAUCGAUGAAAAUCGAAAACAAUAAAAGUGGCAAUCGUAAAAAUAUUGCCUGAUAGUAUUAAAGUAUACCAAAUCUGCACAUAGAACUAUAAACAUUUCAAUAAGAUCGGCUAGGAAACGCAGAUUUUGUUAACCAAAAGGUGUUUUUAUACUGAACUAUGUGUUUGGGGUGUCUGCUAGUCGAGUUGAUUUAUUAUUCCCUGUAUAUUUAAGAGGAUCCCGGUAGAAAGAACAAGAGCGCGUGUCCGAUCACAAAAGAUCGAUCGAUUUAUCGGACAGGUGGCAACGCCACGCAAUAUCAGCAUUUUGAAAAACAAAAAAGAUAAACACAACAAAAAACUGUUGAUUUGAUUCCGAGCGCUUGCGAGCAUGGCCGAAUCAGUUGCUGCGAUGGACUUUGACGAGAUACUCACGCAAAUUGGUGAAUUCGGUCUCUAUCAGAGAGUCAACUAUUUACUCAUCUGCCUGCCAGUGCUAUUUGCGGCUGCGAACAGUUUGUCGUAUGCAUUUACAGCCGGCACACCAAAAUACCGCUGCCGCAUCGAACAAUGCGACGAUGAGGAUGAGGAUGAUGAGGAGCAAUUGGCACAAUAUCAAACCGAUUGGCUGGAUGUGGCUAUUCCAGGCACGAGAGAUAAGCACGGUUAUUUCACACCCAGCGAUAGUUGUUUGCGCUUUGCUACCAAUGAGAGUGAAGAGUUCGGUGUGCAACAGUCGGCAACAACAUGCGAUGCUUCGAUGUUUCUGCCACAACACAAACCCGAACGAUGCCGGCAAUUUGUUUACGAUAUGAGCGAACACACAAUUGUCCAGGAUUGGCAGCUGACGUGCAAGGAGAAUGCCUGGAAAUUGGCCUUUGUGGGCACCACACACUUUGCCGGUCUCGUCGUGGGCACGGCGCUUUUUGGUUACCUUGCGGAUCGAUUCGGACGUAAGCUGAUCUUCGUCUUCUGCACCAUCUUCAUGGGCUUAACGGGCAUUGGUCAGGCUCUGGCCUGGGAUUAUUCCAGUUUUUUGGGCUUUGCACUACUGAAUGCUGUGGGCACAUCCGGCGUUUAUCCGUUGGCCUUCAUAAUUGGAGUGGAAAUGGUUGGACCACGCAAACGUGAAAUGACCUCGAUUGUGCUCAACUAUUUCUAUGCGGUGGGCGAGGCGCUGCUUGGUCUGGCUGCCUGGUUGCUGACCAAUUGGCAGGCAUUGCAAUUGGCCCUCUCCAUACCGCCGCUCUUCUUUGUCGUCUAUUUCUGGCUGGUGCCGGAAUCGGUGCGUUGGCUCCUGGCGCGCAAUGAGCACGAGAAGGCGGGCACAAUUAUACGGAAAGCGGCGCACGUUAAUCAGCGGGAACUUUCCCUCGAACUUUUGGCAAGUUUCAAGCAGCAGCAAUUGGACACAACGGAUGCAAAGCAGUCGCAACAGCUGCAGCCAGAGCAACGCCAGAUUUGGCCAUCUGUCAAACAGGUGUUCGCCUCGAAUACGCUAAUCUGGCGUUAUACGAAUCUGCUGUUUAUAUGGGCUGUCAACGCCAUUGUUUUCUAUGGACUCUCGCUGAACUCGACCAAUCUGAGCGGCAAUAAAUAUUUGAAUUUUGCCUUGGUCUGCCUAAUUGAAAUACCCGGCUAUUGUUUGGCAUGGUUGUGUCUACGCAAGUUGGGACGCCGUCUGGCAUUAUCCGGCUCCCUGAUGCUCUGUGCCAUCACGUGCGCAGCCAGCGGCUAUUUGACCACGGGUGCAAAUUGGCUAAUUGUAACGCUCUUUUUAUUGGGGAAACUGGGCAUUACCUCAUCGUUUGCAGUCAUCUACACGUAUACGGCGGAAAUGAUGCCAACGGUUAUACGUAGCGGAGGUGUCGGCGUUAUGUCCACCUUUGCACGCUUUGGUGCGAUGCUGGCACCCUUUGUCCCACUACUGGGCAGCUACUAUGAGCCUUUGCCGCUGCUGCUGUUUGGCGUUGUCUCAAUGUUGGCCUCAAUUUUGUCGCUGCUGCUGCCCGAAACAUUUCACAAGAAGCUGCCCGAUACGGUUGUCGAGGCCAUUGCAUUGGGCAAGGAAAUGGAGCCGGUGUCGGUGGAGAGUGCGGACAGCUCGACAGCAUUGGGAAAUAAUGUACAACAUGAGUCCAUCAUUUAAGCAUGCGAAUUUAAUAGUAUUGUUAACUCUUUUAGUACAAAGCACUAGUAGUUAUUUAGUUAAUCGUAUAUAUAUAUAUAUAUAUACAUAUAUAUAUAUAUAUUCAAUUUGUACUUAGCUGUAAACCAAAACUUAAAAUGUAGAUCAGAUUUUUAAUUGCCUCCUUCGAGAGUUACUUUAACUUUUUGUAUCACCCUUUUUAUUUGUAAACUAAAAAUAUUAAAAUAUGCAUUUGUUUAUGACUA